AUCAUUUCUAGUCUAUUUUGUUCUUCCAAAAAAAAAAAAAAAAAAACUCGUAAAAAAUAUAACACUAUAAACAAUGGAUCAAACAACAUCUCCGAAAUCUUCAGUACCACCAUCAACAUCGAUAUCGAACGCCACGGUUUCAACCACCACAUCCCCUACUCCUCUUAUUGCCCUAAAGGCUUUCAAAUACCCAGAAAUAUAUACGAGUCCCACAGAUUCGAUCAUGUCCCCAGUUUCCAAGGGUAUACUACUUGCAAGAACCAAGUCUAAGAAAACAUCAUUUCAUGUCACAAACUUUUCUACAAGUCAAGAACAGUCCAAGAUUAGAGAUACCAAGUUUGGAGACACGGGUGCUCUGGAAACUUGAAGAACUUUGAUGGGUUGUUUACACUUUGAUGAACUUUAUUUUAAGAAAUCCAACAAAGUUGAUUAAACUCUUGAUACUUACAACUUAAUUGUGAUUUUUCUUACUUAAUUGAACAUAAAUACUUCCUUUGAUCUAUGUAAUUAAUAAUAAUAUUAAUAAUCACAAUUGGGCAUA
Messenger RNA from Erigeron canadensis, 541 nucleotides. RefSeq lists its product as uncharacterized. The record is from RefSeq and is a predicted model, not a curated record. Bases 74 to 367 code for a protein of 97 amino acids. NCBI's taxonomy places the organism in Eukaryota, Viridiplantae, Streptophyta, Magnoliopsida, Asterales, Asteraceae. The transcript has 3 exons.